AUGAACAGAAGCAGCUCUGAGAAGAAUCAAGUGGUUUUGCUUCCCAAAAAGACGCUGUGGCAGCAGUUCACAAACAUAUGCACGUCUUUCAUUCCUGCGUUUAUUCUUCGGGUUUUUGGAAUGAAGUCAAAGGAGGUGCAAAGCGCCUGGAGAGAAAAGGUGGCGCUGUGCUGCAUAAUCACAUUCGCAUGUGCGUUUUUGUACUUUAUCACGUAUGGGCUCACAAUGUGGAUGUGCAAGCCGGCGCUUGUGUACACGCAGGAGAAAAUGGACGAAAUAAGCAGCUACCCGUGGGUGAUUGCGCACGGAAGGAUACUCAGCCUCGACGAAAGCGACAAGCUGGCUGGGCACUCUGGGAGCAUCGUUUCCCAUCUGUUCAAGGCAAACGCCCCGUCAUGCAUGGGGGCUUUCCCGGAGUUUUCAUUCGGGAAAAUAGGCUCGCUCGACAGGGGAAACUACACAGAGGUUGGGCCUGCCCAUUACACAUGGGCCUCUGUUCUGAAAAACAAGCUCGUGGUCAUAGGCUCAGGGGUGUAUAGCACGGACGGAAUUCCGCUCCCCCCCAAGCUGGAAGCUCUAAGCCAGUCGGUGGACGGGACGCGCGCAAGCGAGUCUCUUUCUCCAAAGGAGCUCCAGUGCUUCAAGGAGCUCUGCUAUGCAGGGGAUCUGGCGCUGCAGUCGACAGGGUGCCAGAUUACGUAUGCGUUCCUGUAUCUGUCGUGUGCUGCAAUACUUGGGCUGGUGCUGAUCCGGUUCUUCCUUGCAGUGGCGUACUCCGUGAUCAUGAAGAUAUACACGUGGCAGCUUGUGAGAAAAACAACGGAUGUGCUUCCGGUUAUUUUGAUGACGACGUGCUACUCGGAGGGAAGAGAAGGGCUCAAGUCUACGCUAGACAGCCUGUGCAUCCAGGAGUACGACAAAAAGCUUAUUAUUGUGGUGGCUGAUGGGUUUAUAACGGGCGCAGGCAACGACGCGUCGACGCCAGAAAUACUGAAGUCUUUGAUUCGGCCCAAGGAAAACAACCCGACAAGCGAAAUGGACACCUCUGGAAAACAGUACAUUUCAAUCGCGGCUGGCGCAGCCAAGAUAAACCAUGCAGAAAUACACGCUGGCACGUACACCGUGCAGACAAAAACCGGGCAGGUGAAGACCGACAUAAUUCUGGUGCUGAAAACAGAGAAUCGCGGGAAGCGGGACAGCCAGAUGGUGAUGAUGAGCUUUUUCCACCACGUGCUGUACCGGACGCGCAUGACCCAGCUGGACCUGGACCUAUACAAGAAGAUCCGGACUCUGACAGGAAUGUCGCCGGACGCAUUUGGGGCAAUUCUUAUGGUUGACGCCGACACAACGGUGAGACAGGGCGCAGUGCGCAUAAUGGCAAGAACCAUGCAGAGCGACGAGUCUAUCAUGGGAAUAUGCGGGGAGACGCUCAUCUCAAACAAGUUUGGGUCGUGGGUGACCGCAAUCCAGGUCUUUGAGUACUACGUCAGCCACCAUCUGGCCAAGGGCUUUGAAAGCGUGUUUGGAAACGUAACGUGUCUUCCUGGGUGCUUCUGCAUGUACCGGAUAAAAGUGGAGAGAAACAACGGGUGCACGCCCAUUCUGGUGUCUCCGGCAGUCCUGCAUGCGUAUGGGAGCGACGAAACCAAAACGCUGCACGAGAAAAACCUGCUGCUCCUGGGAGAAGACCGGUACCUGACCACGCUUCUGCUCAAAAACUACCCAAAGAAGAAGCUGGUGUUUGUCCCCAGCGCCCUCUGCGACACCAUUGUCCCAGACAAAUUCUCGGUUCUCCUGAGCCAGAGGAGGCGGUGGAUAAACUCGACAAUACACAACCUGUUUGAGCUUCUGCGGGUGGACCUGUGCGGAACGUUCUUCUGCUCGAUGCAGUAUGUGGUGAUCCUGGAGCUGUUUGGAACCCUGGUGCUGCCCGCGGCUGUGCUCUUUACAGUGGUGCUGAUCGUGUCCUCAAUCGUCUGGGUUCCUGUGUGGAUCCCUUUGUUCCUCCUGUUUGCAAUCCUCGGGCUUCCCUCUAUGCUGAUUUUCUUCACGAACUUCAACCUCUUCUACUUUUUCUGGCUGGGCAUAUACCUUUGCUCCAUCCCAAUAUGGAACUUUGUGCUGCCCAUGUACGCGUUCUGGCACUUUGACGACUUUUCGUGGGGAGAAACCCGGCAGAUCACUGGAGGCGCCCCGAAGGGCGGGCACGGCGCAGAAGACCCGGCAGACGCCAUAGACUCAAGCGUAAAAGCCGUGCUGAUCGACUUUGACGAGGUCGAAUAG
Messenger RNA from Nematocida major, 2283 nucleotides. Its product is annotated as chitin synthase. Gene Ontology annotation, molecular function: chitin synthase activity. Lineage: Eukaryota; Fungi; Microsporidia. The record is from RefSeq and is a predicted model, not a curated record. The transcript has a single exon. Gene Ontology annotation, cellular component: cell septum; cell periphery. Bases 1 to 2283 code for a protein of 760 amino acids.